Molecule: messenger RNA, 291 nt
Organism: Alternaria viburni
Lineage: Eukaryota; Fungi; Ascomycota; Dothideomycetes; Pleosporales; Pleosporaceae
Exons: 2
Coding region: 1-291 (96 amino acids)
Source: RefSeq, a predicted model, not a curated record
AUGGCAUCAAAAUCCAAACUCAUCGCUAUCGUUGCUGGUGUCGGUCCCGGAACCGGCGCCUCCGUCGCCCGCAAAUUCAGCCAAACCUACCCCGUCGUGCUCCUCGCCCGCACCCCCGAAUCCUUCUCUUCUCUCGCUGAAGAGAUAAACAAGUCCGGCGGUCACGCCCUCGGCAUAGCCACAGACGUGUCCUCCGCCCAAUCCCUAUCCUCUUCCCUCUCCAAGAUAAAAAGUGCUUUUCUCACAGACGUUCUUGCCGUUGUUGCUCAAGGGUGUGGAGAGGGGGAGUGA